Messenger RNA from Pyrus x bretschneideri (Chinese white pear), 3162 nucleotides. Its product is annotated as golgin candidate 6. Gene Ontology annotation, biological process: endoplasmic reticulum to Golgi vesicle-mediated transport; vesicle fusion with Golgi apparatus; transcytosis. The record is from RefSeq and is a predicted model, not a curated record. Lineage: Eukaryota; Viridiplantae; Streptophyta; Magnoliopsida; Rosales; Rosaceae. Gene Ontology annotation, cellular component: Golgi stack; cytoplasm; ER to Golgi transport vesicle membrane. The transcript has 20 exons. Bases 195 to 2921 code for a protein of 908 amino acids.
AAUCUUCGUCUUCUUCGUUUUAGAGAGAGAAAAGUGUUAGCAAACUUAGCUGUGUGCACUGCUGCGUUUUAGAGAGAGAAGUCGAAGGUCCUCUUGAGAUUUGAUCGAAUACUCCAUCGCAGACUCAGCCUCUCAAGGUCUCUGAAGCAGGAUUUCUCUUGAGUCGAGUUGCGUCCUGGGAAAUCAGAAAAAAAAUGGAUUUGGUCUCUGGUUACAAGGGAGUUGUAGGGCUCGUUUUCGGCAACGAGAAAUCGGGUUCUUCUAAUGAAGAUAGCUAUAUCGAGCGUUUGCUCGACUGUAUAAGCAAUGGUAAACUGGCAGAGGACAGGAGGACUGCUAUGCUCGAGCUUCAGUCCGUUGUGGCAGAAAGCUCUGCUGCCCAACUAGCAUUUGGAGCAAUGGGAUUCCCUGUUAUGAUGGGCAUAUUAAAGGAAGAACGGGAUGAUGUUGAAAUGGUCCGAGGUGCCCUAGAAACUCUUGUAAGUGCCUUGACUCCUAUUGACCAAGCAAAAGGACCAAAGAAUGAGAUUCAACCAGCUAUAAUGAACACUGAUUUGCUUUCCAGAGAAGCAGACAGCAUUUCACUUCUUCUAAGUUUGUUGUCAGAGGAGGAUUUCUAUGUACGAUAUUACACUCUUCAACUUUUGACAGCUCUUCUGACAAAUUCUCGAAAUAGGUUACAGGAAGCCAUUCUGACCAUACCUCGUGGUAUAACUCGCUUAAUGGAUAUGCUUAUGGAUCGUGAGGUUAUACGAAAUGAGGCCUUAUUACUUCUUACUUAUUUGACUCGCGAAGCUGAGGAAAUUCAAAAAAUUGUGGUCUUUGAAGGUGCUUUUGAAAAGAUAUUCAGCAUCAUUAAAGAGGAAGGUGGUUCGGAUGGUGGUGUUGUUGUGCAGGACUGUAUUGAAUUGUUGAACAAUCUUAUUCGGAACACUGCAUCGAAUCAGAUACUGCUGAGGGAGACAAUCGGAUUUGACCCCUUAAUGUCAAUUUUGAAGCUACGAGGGAGUACUUACAGUUUCACUCAACAAAAGACAAUUAAUCUACUCAGUGCGUUGGAAACUCUUAAUUUGCUAAUAAUGGGAGGCUCGGAGGCUGAUCCUGGAAAAGAUGCAAAUAAGCUAACAAAUAGAACCACCCUCGCUCAGAAAAAAGUAUUGGACCAUCUUCUAAUGCUGGGUGUGGAAAGCCAGUGGGCACCUGUUGCUGUUCGUUGUUCAGCGCUGCGAUGCAUUGGUAAUCUGAUUGCUGGACAUCCCAAGAAUCUUGAUGCGCUUGCAAGCAAAUUUCUUGGAGAGGGGCCACAGGAACCUGCUUUGAACUCAAUUCUUCGAAUCAUUUUGCGGACAUCCAGUAUACAAGAAUUUGUUGCAGCAGAUUAUGUUUUUAAGAGCUUUUGUGAGAAUAAUGCUGUUGGCCAAACUAUGUUAGCGUCUACAUUGAUUCCGCAACCGCAUUCCAUGAUUCAUGCACCCGUUGAAGAGGAUGUGAACAUGUCCUUUGGAAGCAUGCUAUUACAAGGUCUUAACUUCAGUGAGAAAGAUGGCGAUCUUGAGACAUGCUGCAGAGCUGCUAGUGUUCUUUCUCAUGUAAUGAAGGACAAUCUGCAGUGCAAGGAAAGGGUAUUGCGUAUUGAACUUGAGGCACCUACUCCAUCUCUAGGUGCUCCAGAGCCUCUAAUGCACCGUGUGGUAAAAUACUUGGCCGUUGCCUUUUCCAUGCAAAACAAAGAUGGAAAGUCAAGUGGAAACUCAUAUGUUCAACCAGUUAUCCUGAAAUUGCUGGUCACUUGGCUAGCUGAUUGCCCUAGUGCAGUGAAUUGCUUCCUAGAUUCACGUCCCCACAUCACUUAUCUGCUUGAGUUGGUAUCCAAUUCAAUUGCUACAGUGUACAUAAAGGGGUUGGCAGCUGUUCUUCUUGGAGAGUGUGUGAUCUACAACAAAUCAGUUGAAAGUGGGAAGGACGCCUUUGCAAUAGUUGAUUCCAUAAGCCAGAAGGUUGGGCUCACGUCAUAUUUUCUGAAGUUCGAGGAGAUGCAGAAAAGCUUCCCUUUCACCUCUUCAACAUCAGCUCAGCCGCACAAACAAUUAACCAGAUCCGCUUCUGCUAGUAUGGUAGAUGUUGAUGAGAGCGAUCUCUCUGAUCAGAAAAAUGAGGAUCAUCCGGUUCUCUCCUCAAUCUUUGAUGCUCCAUUUCUAAAUGUAGUUAAGAGUUUGGAGGUGAAUAUCAGAGAAAAAUUCGUUGAGGUAUACAGUCAACCGAAGAGCAAGGUGGCAGUGGUGCCAGCAGAACUGGAACAGAAAAGCGGGGAAAGUGAUGGAGAGUAUAUAAAGCGGCUGAAAGCAUUUGUGGAGAAGCAAUGCUCUGAGAUACAGGAUCUCCUUGGCCGCAAUGCAAGUUUGGCUGAGGAUGUGGCAACAAUUGGUGGGGACCGCUCCCGGUCCGAGCAGGGUGCAGGCUCUGAUAGAGUCCAGGUAGAGACACUUAGACGAGAUUUUCAAGAAGCAUCUAAACGGUUGGAAUUGCACAAGGCAGAGAAAGCCAAGCUUGAAUCUGAGGCAUCCAUGUAUAAAAACUUAGCCGGAAAGAUGGAAUCUGAUCUGAAGAGCUUAUCCGAUGCAUACAACAGUCUUGAGCAGGCGAAUUUCCAUCUAGAGAAGGAGGUCAGAGCUAAGAAUGGUGGAGGAGGGUCUUCGUCCAUUCCCGAUGUGGAUGCAAUUAGAGCCGAGGCAAGGGAAGAAGCUCAGAAGGAGAGCGAGGCUGAACUGAAUGAUCUUCUUGUGUGCCUCGGGCAAGAACAAAGCAAGGUGGACAAACUAAGUACGAGGUUGUUGGAGUUAGGAGAGGACGUCGACAAGCUGCUUGAAGAUAUUGGAGAUGACGUGGGGUUGCCUGGAGACGGUGAGGAGGAUGAAGACUGAUGCCGAUGGUGGUGAUGGUGAUGUUAUUCCCUUUUUAUGUUUAUUUCAUCGCACGUGACCUCAUCAUCCAUCAGUGUGGUAUGAAUCGUGGACGGGAGGGAGGUUUAUCUUUGGCUCUCCUGCUUGUGUACAUUUCUGGUUGAAAUUGUACAGUAUAUGUUUAUUGUUUAAUGAUACUCAGGGAGGAUUGUGGAUCAAACUGUUGUUUUCAAGUUGAAGGUAAGUUAUGGUUUUUUGUUUU